This is a messenger RNA of Caenorhabditis elegans, 1010 nucleotides long. RefSeq names its product F-box domain-containing protein (gene fbxb-50). Bases 7 to 978 code for a protein of 323 amino acids. The record is from RefSeq and is marked reviewed. Lineage: Eukaryota; Metazoa; Nematoda; Chromadorea; Rhabditida; Rhabditidae. The transcript has 2 exons.
CUCGUAAUGGCUGUGGUCUCAUCUUUUCCCCUUCUUCGUCUCCCCCACGAAAACCUGAACCAAGUUCUACAAUAUAUGAGGACUCUCCAGUUAAUUCAGUUCUCAAUGCUGUCCAAGAAGAAUAAGGAUCUUAUAAGAGAGCUUCGUAUCGUCGAAAGUUGCAGUUUUAAAUUUGGAAUGAAGUAUCUCUAUCAUAUUCACAGCAAUAACGGUCGAUAUUUUGCGUGCUCAUUAGAGAACGGGAAGCAUAUUUUACGAGAUUCACAUGGAGAACAAAAUAUCACGUACAAUCCACUCGAUGAAAAAAGUUGGUUGAAUCAUCUUCUUUAUAUCUCCAAGACAUCAAAAAUUGCAAGCAUCCAAUGCAACGAUUGGGAAGUCGAUGAGACGGAAUUGCAAAUAUUGAAGGAAUGUUUAAAAGGAUUCAACAUUUCAACUCUCGUAAUUUCCUCCAAUUCCCGAAUGCAGAAUACCGCCACUAUCAUUGACGCAUUACCUUUAGUGGAUCAACUUGACUUACUAAAAUACCAGAAUCAACGCUUGGACUCCUCAGAACUAUUGGUACUACGGCAAAUUCUAGUUCAGAAUUUUAGAGAUCUAAUUAUAACGGCCAACAUACCAUUAAAUUACCUGUUUCUUAUGAACAGUUCAUCCAUUCGUGUAUGCAGUACACUAUUAACCGAAAAGGAUAUCAAUCUGUUCUUGAAACAUUGGAUGGCCGGUUUGAAACCAGAACUCGAAUUUUUUAGUGUUCAAGAGGAAGAACUAGUUAUCAACAGAAACGUUAUUCUGGAAGGAAUUCCUCACGAAUUUGCACCGAUUGACAGGAAGUUUGACAUGUAUAAUAUGAGGUCUCAAUUUGGAGGAGUCGAUAUUCACUUGGGCAGAGGAAUCAAGGCAACCAUUGUUUUUGACGAUGAUUACAUUCCAGGGAUUUUUGUGGCGGUUCAUGGUUCAAAAUAUAUAACUUUCGAAUAACUUUAUGUUUUUUAUAAAAUAAAUGAAUUUUU